Messenger RNA from Vanessa tameamea, 1787 nucleotides. RefSeq names its product sodium- and chloride-dependent neutral and basic amino acid transporter B(0+)-like. Gene Ontology annotation, cellular component: plasma membrane. The transcript has a single exon. The coding region runs from base 7 to 1770 and encodes 587 amino acids. NCBI's taxonomy places the organism in Eukaryota, Metazoa, Arthropoda, Insecta, Lepidoptera, Nymphalidae. The record is from RefSeq and is a predicted model, not a curated record. Gene Ontology annotation, biological process: sodium ion transmembrane transport.
UUAAAAAUGUUAAGUGAGGAAGUAGAAUAUCAGUGGAGCUCAAGAAAAGUCUACAUUAUGGUGCUUAUCUGUCAGUUCUUAGGAACGUCUAAUGUAAAUAGCAUACCAAGCAAUGCACUCCUGCAAGGAACAUUUGGGUACACCAUAUUUCUAACAGUUUUCUACAUAUUUAUGGGUAUACCUAUACUUUACAUGGAAUCUGUAGUUGGCCAGUUUACAACUCGAGACUGUGUCGAUGCUUGGAAGAUCCGUCCAUGUUUCUCUUAUAUUGGCUACAUGGUUGUGUUGUGGCAAGCGAUCAUUCUUAUUUUCAACCAUAUUGUUACGUCCUUCUUGAUACAUUACUUUUUAAUAAGCUUUGAGAGUCCAGUACCGUUUUAUACAUGUGGAUCAUGGAGCUCCAAAUUUUGUAACAGUCUGGUUACUAAUUACACUGUUAACCAAGAUUGUAUUAAAUAUCAAAAUUUAUUCCCUUACUGUGAUAAUCUUUACAAAACAUUCCCGGAAUAUGAAUAUUGGAGACAUAAUUUAGUGAGACCUGAUAACGCUGGCUAUAAGAUUGCUUGGAAAGUAUGCCUCGCAUCAGGUUUAAUCUGUUUCGUCGUGUAUAUUGGCUGUUUCAAAAGAUCCAAAUCGUUGAAGUGGUUGGUUGGUGGAUUUGCAGCUUAUCCAAUGCUGGCACUUAUGAUAUUAUUAAUAGGAUCAAUGCGACAAAAAGGAUUGGUGGUAAAAUUUGAGGAAGCGUUGGAUUUAGACUUUACUAACUUUAAAAAUAAAUUUCGUCUGUCAAACCUCAUCCAUCAAGUAGUAUUUAAUUUGAACAUUGGAACAGGAGUUAUAUUCACUUUGUCAUCAAGUACGUCAUUUCGAAACCCUUGCUUCUCAGACAUGGUAAUAGCAGUGGUUUUUUUUACAGUAUUUUCAAUUAUGUUUGUUUUCACUAUAGCAAUGAUGACCUGUCCCUAUGCCUUUGAAUACGGUGUCCAAACGUUGGCUAUAAUCAAAACUCCUAUGACACUAAAUUUCGAAAAGUUUCCCAGACUUUUAUAUCUAUAUGAAGACAAAACUUUUUAUCUAAUUAUUAUGUUUAGUUGUAACGCCACUUUAGGUAUUUGUACGAGUGUAAUGUUAUUUUUUAAUAUAAUCGAAGUAAUAUUAAAAAGAUGUCCUAAACUUCGGAUGUAUCCAGGUUUAACGACAUUUUGUUCUGUUGUGUUCAUGUUUAUAAUUACAAUUCCUUUUUUAAGUUAUAAUGGUGUCAACAUCGUUGCUAUGUGUUUCCGACGUUAUAUCAGUUUAUUCUCAACAUUUCUUGCUAUAUUAGAAUGUUUAGUAUUCCUAAUUUGGUAUGGUAUAAACAAAUUUGCCGAAGAUGUUCAUUUUAUGCUAGGUAUAAAACCAAAAAACUGUAUUAAAGUUUCAUGGAUAUUAUCCAUAAUUUUUUUGAUAUAUGCUUUUGGUACCGAGGUAUACUAUCAAAUGAUGACCGAGUCCAAUUUUAUUUAUGCUACUUAUGGACUUCUAUUCCUAGUAAGCAUUCUGAUUUUUAUUUUUGUUAUAAGGAUAUUGUAUGCUGUUUGUAAAAAUAAAGCAGUCAAAUAUUUAUCACUGGAUCCUUCGUGGGGUCCCACUAACGAUCUAUUGCAGAGAAGUAGAGCUAUGUUUUCCGCGCAAGCCAUGACCAAAGAAUACAUUUAUCGUCAAUACAGCCUUCAGGCUGGUAUCAUGGCAAGGCAAAAAAACGCUAACAAGAGAGUAUGUUAUCGAUAGACGGAACGAUUGACGUU